AUGGCGGCUGUUGCCACUCACGCCACACUAUUCCGUGCGUCCACGCGCUCAAAUGACCUCAUCCCCAAAUCCGACAUUACCUUUUCUUCAGUAAAAUUCUCAUCAUACACCAAAAGAAGGGUUGCGGUUUGUGCUCAAAGCGCAAAUGGCGAUAGCAGGCAGCAAAACGACGCCGUUGUCUCCGUUUCAGAUUCUCAUCCGUCCGCCGCCGCCACCACCAACUCCGCCGCUAGAUCGAAAUCCAGGGUAAAGCGUCACGCAAUCUCGGUGUUUGUCGGUGACGAAAGUGGGAUGAUAAAUAGAAUAGCUGGAGUAUUUGCGCGGAGAGGAUAUAACAUUGAAUCGCUUGCAGUGGGACUGAAUAAGGAUAAGGCUCUCUUCACCAUAGUUGUAUCUGGAACCGAAAGGGUGCUACAUCAUGUUAUGGAACAGCUCCAGAAGCUUGUCAAUGUAUUGAAGGUUGAAGACAUUUCACAGGACCCACAAGUGGAACGCGAGUUAAUGCUCAUCAAAAUUAAUGCUGAUCCAAAUCAUCGAGCAGAGGUCAUGUGGCUAGUGGACAUUUUUAGGGCAAAAAUUGUGGACAUCUCCGAUCAUUCGCUAACUAUUGAGGUAACAGGAGAUCCAGGGAAGAUGGUCGCAGUGCAAAGAAAUUUGAGCAAAUUCGGGAUAAGAGAGAUUGCAAGGACAGGGAAGAUUGCUCUAAGAAGGGAAAAGAUGGGCGAAUCUGCUCCCUUUUGGAGGUUUUCAGCCGCUUCAUAUCCCGAUCUUGAAGCAGCAAGGCCAGCUAGUUCUAUCUCACGGAGAGUAAAAAAGACUGUCACUGAAGAAUCCGAUACAUCUUCUGGGGGAGAUGUUUACCCUAUAGAAUCAGGAGAUGACAUUUCUAUCAAUCAAGUUCUCGAUGCUCAUUGGGGAGUAUUGAACGAUGAUGAUAGUAGUGGACUUAGCUCUCACACCCUUUCUAUGGUUGUUAAUGAUGUUCCUGGAGUUCUUAACCUCGUCACAGGGGUUUUUGCUCGAAGAGGAUAUAAUAUCCAGAGUUUAGCUGUUGGUCAUUCUGAAGUUGAGGGGCUUUCGCGUAUUACGACGGUUGUUCCUGGUACAGAUGAAUCAAUUGGCAAGUUGGUACAACAACUUUAUAAAUUGGUGGAUCUUCAUGAGGUUCGGGAUCUCACGCACUUGCCUUUUGCCGAGCGGGAAUUGAUGUUGAUAAAAAUCGCUGUGAAUGCUGCUGCACGCAGAAAUGUACUCGAUAUUGCUAGUAUUUUCAGAGCCAAAGCUGUUGAUGUAUCCGACCAUACUAUUACCCUCGAGCUGACUGGAGAUUUGGAUAAGAUGGUUGCCUUGCAAAGAUUGUUGGAACCAUAUGGCAUUUGUGAGGUGGCUCGAACUGGGAGAAUUGCACUAGUACGUGAAUCAGGAGUUGAUUCAAGGUACCUCCGUGGUUACUCCUAUCCGUUGUAGUUCUUGACUUUUUCAAGUUUAAAGAUUAAGAUCCUUUUAGUCUCGCCUAAAUAACGCAACGUUUGUGUUUAUGAUUGAGGCCGUAACUCGCUUUUAAGAAUUAAUGAUAUUAUACUCGGUUUUGUUUUAUUUAUCGGUGUCUAUUAACGUAGUCGUACU
Messenger RNA from Erythranthe guttata (spotted monkey flower), 1626 nucleotides. NCBI's taxonomy places the organism in Eukaryota, Viridiplantae, Streptophyta, Magnoliopsida, Lamiales, Phrymaceae. The record is from RefSeq and is a predicted model, not a curated record.